Messenger RNA from Molossus molossus (Pallas's mastiff bat), 1775 nucleotides. Its product is annotated as magnesium-dependent phosphatase 1-like. The record is from RefSeq and is a predicted model, not a curated record. Gene Ontology annotation, molecular function: acid phosphatase activity. Bases 646 to 1347 code for a protein of 233 amino acids. NCBI's taxonomy places the organism in Eukaryota, Metazoa, Chordata, Mammalia, Chiroptera, Molossidae. The transcript has 6 exons.
AUCAGACUCUCGGUGGCGGUGGUGUACUGGAGCCAGCUCUUACCAGUUCAUGAGAGCUAGUUACUGGCAUCUCUUUCCAACCCCAUGUUAAGUAAUUUCAUGUUGGUAGCUUGAAAUUGGCAAUGGUAGGAAUAUUUCUAGAAACUGGCAAAACAAUGCAUAUCGGUCCCUCCAUUCAAACUUGUUGUUAUACAUCUACCAUCAUACUACUGGCAUGGGUGGUAGAAACCAGGAAAGUGAAUUCUCUCCCUACUGGACAUUUGGGCCUAAUUUGAGAAAGACUUGAAGGGUUUUACAGAUACCACAUUGUUUAUGGCUGGAAUAUUGCCAAGGGCUCUAUACUAUGGAAAGACGCUGAUAGGAACAAAAGUUGAGUGAGGAGUGACACAAGCUAUGAUGGGUCAUUUAGGUCUUGGUUGGUAAGAUGAAUGAUAGGCGGAUGCCAGAAGAAAGAUACUCCUUUCCCUGGCGUCUCUAGCAGAAUCUGGGGAGGCUGAGUGAAGUAGAGCAGUAAGGAAAGGAGAAACUAGGAGACCACUGUGGUUCUGUGUACUGUCGCGUUGGCACUUGCUGUAGUCUUUUCCCCCUCCACCAUCAGAUGGCGCUCUUGCGUGGUCUCAGGGCUGACCACCACAGCCUGGCGUGAUGACUGCAAAGGCUGCCGCCGGUAUAGAGCCUCUAUGGCUCUGGAGAAAGCCCCGCCUCUGUGGGCUGUGCACUCAGCUUGCGGCGCUGGUGAUGGCGCAGCUCCCGAGGCUCGCCGUCUUCGAUCUGGAUUACACGCUCUGGCCAUUCUGGGUGGACACACACGUAGAUCCCCCAUUCCACAAGAGCAGUGAUGGAAUCAUACGAGAUAGGCAAGGUCAGACCAUCCGACUAUACCCAGAGGUGCCCGAGGUCCUGGACCAAUUUCAGGGCCUUGGGGUGCCCAUCGCAGCCGCUUCAAGGACAGGUGAAAUUGAAGGGGCCAACCAGCUACUGGAGCUCUUUGACCUUGUCAGAUAUUUUGUUCAGCGGGAAAUCUAUCCAGGCAGCAAGGUCACACACUUUGAGAGGCUGCGGCAGAAGACUGGAGUUCCUUUCUCCCAGAUGAUCUUCUUUGAUGAUGAGAAGCGGAAUAUUGUAGAUGUCAGCAAACUGGGUACUGCGUGGGGUUACCUGCAUUCAUGUCCAGAAUGGAAUGAGUCUUCAAACCCUAAAUCAAGGAUUAGAGACAUUUGCAAAGGCCCACGGUGGACCCUGAGGUCCAGUCCUGUCGAUGAGUCUCAUGUGAGGCAUAAAACUAAAGGGAAACAGGAAGGCAUUUUCAGGUGCAUGUGCAAAUUAUUAAAAUGUAUUUAUGUGUGACAGAGAAAUCGUACCCACAGUGUGGAGUUGUUUUUCUCGAGUGUGAAUCAGUGUUGGCUGUCCAGAGUUGCCAAGACCAGAGCGUAAGGCAUUAGAGUUCUGCCUUCCAAACUUGUGGCAAACCCAGACUGUCAGGACUGUGAUCUCUUUGUGCUUGCCUCAUCCCAACACCCUCUCCUGUGAGUUGUCAAGGGCAUGAACCAAAUCUUCCAAUGGCCCUGGUUAGCAGCGUUCAUUACCCUGCACAUCUCCUUCCAGAAAACAGACUUUGAGGGCAAUGUGGGAGCGGCCUCUUUAUACUCUUAAAGUGAAGCGGCAGCUUUAAAAGGAGUGUGUGGGGUGAUGGCUCGAGUCACGUGCUAGAAGUGGCCUCCUUAGCGCCUGUUGAUGAUGUCACCAAGGUGCUCCAAGAAGGGAUUGGCCAGGCC